AUGGAUGCUUACGACGUCAAAAACGACGUCUCCCACCACGAGAUGCGUCCCUCACGCCGCCAGUCCCGCGACGACGCCAGCAGCUCCGCGCCGCCCACCACCACCAAGCACGACGAUGUCGCCGCCGCCGUCGUCGCCGGCACCGUGCCCGUCCGCCUCACCGAGGAGGACAGCCGCCGCAUCUGCCGCAAGACGGACCGCACCAUCCUCGCCAUCCUCGUCUGGGUCUACUUUCUCCAGAUCCUCGACAAGUCCGUCUUGGGCUACGGCGCCACCUACGGCCUCAAGGAGGACACGGGCCUGACGGGCAAUCAGUACUCCCUCGUCGGCUCCAUGGCCGCCAUUGCCCAGCUUGCUUGGCAGCCCUUUUCCUCCUUCCUCAUCGUCAAGGUGCCGCAUCGCAUCCUCAUGCCCGCCCUGUGCCUGGGGUGGGGCAUUGCUCAGGCCUGCAUGGCGGCGAGCAAGAAUUUUGGAGAUCUUUUAGCCACACGCUUCUUCCUCGGCCUUUUCGAGGCAGGCUGCUUGCCGCUGUUCAGCAUCAUUACGAGCCAGUGGUAUCGCCGCGCUGAACAGCCCAUCCGAAUUGCCGCCUGGUAUAGCACCAACGGUGCCGCCACCAUCAUCGCCGCCGCGCUGUCUUAUGGACUGGGACACAUCAAGUCUGAUAUUCUCAAAGAGUGGCAAAUCAUCUUUCUAUUUGUUGGCCUCAUUACCAUUAUUUCCGCUCCCAUCAUUUAUUGGAAGCUCGACAACGAUAUCCCCUCUGCUCGCUUCCUCACAGACGAGGAAAAGGCUCAGGCCAUCGAACGACUACGCGCGAAUCAAACAGGUACAGGCAACCGCGAGUUCAAAUGGAAGCACCUCAGUGAGGCGCUCUUGGAGCCCAAGUCGUACAUCUGGAUAGCCAUGGCCAUGCUGCUCAACAUUGGCGCCAGUGUAGCCAACACCUUUGGUCCGCUCAUCAUCAACGGCCUGCACUUUGACAAAUACACUUCCAGUCUGCUGAACAUGCCAUUCGGCGCUUUGCAGCUAAUUGUCAUUCUUCUCGCGAGUUAUUUGGCGCAAAAGGCCAAGCUCAAGGCCGCGAUUCUCGCGCUCUUUGUGUUGCCUGUCGUCGCUGGCCUGGCUGUGCUGUACUCGGUCAAGCGCGAUGAUUCCGCCCAGGCCGCGCUGCUCGUCGGCUACUACCUGCUCGCCUUUCUCUUUGGCGGCAACCCGCUCAUCGUCACCUGGAUCGUCGGUAACACGGCCGGCACGACCAAGAAGUCGGUCGUCAUGAGCCUCUACAACGCCGCCAGCUCCGCCGGCAACAUUGUCGGCCCCAUCCUCUUCAACAGCGCCGACGCGCCCGAGUACAAGCCCGGCCUGCGCGCCUGCCUGGGUAUCUUUGUCGCCCUCGUCGCCGUCAUAUUCAUCCAGUGGGCCAACCUCGUCAUGCUCAACAAGCUGCAGGAGAAGAAGCGCGUCCGCAACGGCAAGGAGGCCAAGGUCGUCGACCACUCCAUGCAGCAGCACUACCACGACAUCCACUCCGACAACGAGAACGCAGGUGGUGAAGCAGGGACUUCGGAUCAGCGUCUUGGGCAAAAUGCCUUUAAAGAUCUCACUGACAGAGAAAAUGACGAAUUUGUGUAUAUUUAUUAG
Akanthomyces muscarius is the source of this 1644-nucleotide messenger RNA. RefSeq lists its product as uncharacterized. Gene Ontology annotation, molecular function: transmembrane transporter activity. The record is from RefSeq and is a predicted model, not a curated record. Gene Ontology annotation, cellular component: membrane. Gene Ontology annotation, biological process: transmembrane transport. The transcript has 2 exons. Bases 1 to 1644 code for a protein of 547 amino acids. NCBI's taxonomy places the organism in Eukaryota, Fungi, Ascomycota, Sordariomycetes, Hypocreales, Cordycipitaceae.